AUGGUUGAAACAAAUCAGCGUUCUGCAUGGAGGGGCUGGUUUGAUAAUCCCGUCAACAAUCAGGCCAUGCGCUUCGGUAAUUUGCAAAGCUGGGCAUCAGAACUAGGCACCAACAUCCGCAAUCUGUACGUCUACGUUCACGGUGUGUGUGUCCAGAUCUGCGGCUCUCUGGCUGUCUGUCUGUCUGUCUGUGAUUGGUCUCUUCGCCACAACUUAUUGCCAGAUGUGGUGCUUGAACGUAUUCCGCUCUUCGACCAGAUGAUUGUCAACAGCUACCAGAUAGGCGAUGGCAUUAAGGCACACGUGGAUCUUGCUAGAUUUGCCGACGGCAUCGCUGUAGUAUCUCUAGGCUGUCCGUGUGAUAUGCAGUUCACCAGAACUCUCCCGGCCACAGAGAGCGACGGACCUCACACUCACACGGGAAGAGCGGAGGGCCAACCCAGCGAUCCCCCACGCCUACACUCCCAUCGCGUUAAUGGGGUGCCACUUGGUAGUGUACGGCAGAGUCUUUCUGACAAGCAAAUGAGCACAGAUACAACUGCCAGUAUAGACGAUAGCACUGGCGCAUGCACGAGUAGCGGAACCGAAUCUGUUGUUAUGCGUCUUUGUCCAGGUGACUUGCUGAUCUUGUCGGAGGAUGCGCGAUAUACGUGGGCGCACGGAAUCGACAGGGUCACUGAAGGCCACCGAAUCUCACUCACAUUGCGAUCGGUUAAGACAGAUAGCCGCACGCUGACCUGUCCAUCAGAGUAG
Sphaeroforma arctica JP610 is the source of this 753-nucleotide messenger RNA. RefSeq lists its product as hypothetical. Gene Ontology annotation, cellular component: mitochondrial matrix. The transcript has 5 exons. Gene Ontology annotation, biological process: DNA damage response; fatty acid metabolic process. The record is from RefSeq and is a predicted model, not a curated record. Bases 1 to 753 code for a protein of 250 amino acids. NCBI's taxonomy places the organism in Eukaryota, Ichthyosporea, Ichthyophonida.